This is a messenger RNA of Malaya genurostris, 1531 nucleotides long. It is a transcript of the gene Rpt1, whose product is annotated as 26S proteasome regulatory subunit 7. The coding region runs from base 139 to 1443 and encodes 434 amino acids. Lineage: Eukaryota; Metazoa; Arthropoda; Insecta; Diptera; Culicidae. Gene Ontology annotation, biological process: proteasome-mediated ubiquitin-dependent protein catabolic process. Gene Ontology annotation, molecular function: ATP hydrolysis activity; proteasome-activating activity; ATP binding. Gene Ontology annotation, cellular component: proteasome regulatory particle, base subcomplex. The transcript is spliced from 5 exons. The record is from RefSeq and is a predicted model, not a curated record.
AGGCGAAUCAUUCCUCAAAUUUGCUUGUAAUCGUUUGUUGAACUGUUGGUGCAGAAAUAUUGCUACUGCAGAAAUUUCUUUGCUGCUAGAAAAAUAUAUUACUAUUGAUAUUCUGUCUUAAUCGCAUUAAAAUACAGCAUGCCGGACCAUUUAGGAGAUGAUAUGCGAAAAGUGAAGGCAGAUUAUAAAGAUGCUGAGCCUGAAAUCGAAGCACUUGAUGAUGUGGACAUUGAACUCUUGAAAACAUACGGGCAAGGGCAGUAUCACAAAGCCAUUAAGCAGAUUGAAGAUGACAUUCAAAAAUCUAUCAAACAAGUAAACGAAUUGACUGGUAUAAAAGAAAGCGAUACUGGUUUAGCUCCGCCUGCUCUUUGGGAUUUGGCUGCAGAUAAACAAAUUCUUCAGAAUGAACAACCAUUACAGGUUGCACGAUGCACAAAGAUUAUUAAUGCCGAUUCAGAUGAUCCAAAAUACAUUAUUAAUGUGAAACAAUUUGCAAAGUUCGUGGUGGAUUUGGCUGAUUCUGUAGCACCAACCGAUAUUGAGGAAGGAAUGCGUGUUGGAGUGGAUCGCAACAAAUAUCAGAUUCACAUUCCGCUUCCUCCUAAAAUCGACCCUACUGUAACCAUGAUGCAAGUGGAGGAGAAACCAGAUGUCACAUACAGCGAUGUCGGUGGUUGCAAAGAACAAAUAGAGAAACUACGUGAGGUUGUCGAAACUCCUUUACUACAUCCAGAAAAAUUUGUUAAUCUUGGAAUAGAACCGCCAAAAGGAGUGCUUUUGUUUGGUCCUCCUGGUACUGGAAAAACCCUUUGUGCACGUGCGGUUGCCAAUCGUACUGAUGCCUGUUUUAUUCGUGUAAUUGGAUCGGAAUUGGUUCAAAAAUAUGUUGGCGAAGGAGCUCGCAUGGUGCGCGAACUUUUCGAAAUGGCGCGCUCGAAAAAAGCAUGCCUAAUUUUCUUCGAUGAAAUUGAUGCUAUUGGUGGCGCUCGCUUCGAUGAUGGUGCUGGCGGAGACAACGAAGUGCAGAGAACUAUGUUAGAAUUGAUAAACCAGUUGGAUGGUUUCGAUCCGCGUGGUAACAUCAAAGUUCUUAUGGCUACUAAUCGCCCGGAUACCCUUGAUCCUGCAUUGAUGCGCCCAGGCCGAUUGGAUCGCAAAGUUGAGUUUGGUCUACCUGACUUGGAAGGAAGAACACAUAUUUUAAAAAUUCACGCUCGUUCUAUGUCCGUUGAGCGAGAUAUUCGUUUUGAACUACUUGCUCGCUUAUGCCCUAAUUCAACGGGAGCGGAAAUUCGGUCAGUGUGCACGGAAGCAGGGAUGUUUGCUAUUAGAGCUCGACGUAAAGUCGCAACAGAAAAAGAUUUUUUGGAAGCCGUGAACAAAGUUAUUAAAAGUUAUGCCAAGUUUAGUGCUACUCCAAGAUAUAUGACGUACAAUUAAUUAUCAAUAUAAUGAAUCAAAAAAUAUUGCUGAAACUUGUCAAUAAACAUUUCUCAAAAUUCGCUGGAUAUUUUGAAUGAACGAUGAA